Culex quinquefasciatus (southern house mosquito) is the source of this 2421-nucleotide messenger RNA. RefSeq lists its product as uncharacterized. The transcript has 2 exons. The record is from RefSeq and is a predicted model, not a curated record. Gene Ontology annotation, molecular function: DNA binding. The coding region runs from base 489 to 2414 and encodes 641 amino acids. Gene Ontology annotation, cellular component: nucleus. NCBI's taxonomy places the organism in Eukaryota, Metazoa, Arthropoda, Insecta, Diptera, Culicidae.
GCAAGACGACCAUAUGGGGCAAGAGGAACAAUUGCUCGUGUGGCCGUAAUUUAUACAAUUUUAAUAUUUCGAGUAUGAGGAAUUGUUGCUUGCAAUGCAAUAAGUUAAUUUUUCUAUAAUUUAGCCACCAUAAUGAGGUAAACGCCCCAGGACAGUGAAUUGAAAGUUGUUUUCUUAAAACCCUUGUUUUGUUAUAAGAUUUGAAUGGCACAAAAUAAGGUUUAGCUGCACAUUAAAAGAAUUUUCAAUAUUUUUUCUUUCAACACAUCAAAGUUAAAACAAUUAAAAAUAAUUUGCUUUCAUUUUUUUUGAAAAUUGUUUUUGGGCAAAAUUUUGCGAGACAUUUCAAAUAAAAAAAUAGUGCGGGGCAAGUGGAACAAAGUUUUGCGGGGCAAGUGCACCACCUUCCAGUUGCGAGAGAACCUAACCUCAGUUGUCAAACUUCUCAGUUUGCUGUCAAACUUCGCAAGUGUGAGACGCUGUGAAAGAUGGUCCGGAAUUACAAGCGGAUUUCGGUCCGUAAGUCUUGGAGUCAAGAAGCCUUGACCGCGGCAAUCGAAGCCGUACAGGCCGGAUCCACCGUAAACCGAGCGGCGCUCUCCCACGGUGUGCCGAGGCCAACGCUCCGAAAGUAUUUGUUGUUGGUGGGGCCUCCGGACGAAAAUCGUAACCUGGGUCGGUUCAAGCCAGUUUUCACUGCCCAGCAAGAGCGAGAGCUGGUCGAUUACAUUCUGGCCAUGGAAGUUACUCUCUACGGGGUCACGUCAUUGGAAAUGCGCAGUUUGGCCUACCAGCUGGCCACCAUCAACAGAAUCGACCACCCCUUCGACAACGGCACGGAGCUGGCUGGCAAGGAUUGGCUGUACGGAUUCCGCAUGCGCCACCCGGAACUUUCGCUGCGAGCACCGGAAGCAACCUCUGCAGCCCGAGCCCAAGGGUUCAAUAAGGUGGCCGUGGACCAAUUUUACGACAUUGUAGAAGCUGCACUCUCUACUGGGAAGUUCCGGAAGCCCAGUCAGUUUAAAAACGUGGACGAAACGUGCGUGGUUACUGUUCAAAGCAAGCGGUCGAAGAUCUUGGCGUUGAAGGGACGGCGACAGGUUGGGGCCAUAACUUCAGCAGAGCGUGGUGUCUUGUCCACGGCUUGCAUCUCGUCGUCGGCGUGCGGCCAAUACCUGCCCCCGAUGUUAAUUUUUCCUAGAUGCCGUAUUACGGAGCAUCUGAAGCGCGGAGCUCCACCAGGCACCGUAUUUGCGGGGAAUCCAACGGGAUGGAUGACAGUCGACAUAUUUAUUAAAUGGUUUGACCAUUUUUUGGCGCAUACGAAGCCGUCGGCGGAAGAUCCGGUUAUACUAUUCCUGGAUGGCCACGCUUCGCACACGAAAAACUUGGCCUUCAUUGAAAAGGCCAGGGCCAAUCACGUGACCGUGAUCAGUUUCCCUCCGCAUUCUAGCCACAAACUGCAGCCAUUGGACGUCAGCUUCAUGGGGCCGCUGAAGUCCAACUUCUCCCAAGUCAUCGAGAGAUAUCUCAAGGCCAAUCCGGGGAAGGCCGUCACGAUAAACGACGUCAGCGAACUGCUUGGGGACGCGUAUCUGAGAUCGGCGACGCCGAAGAACGCAAUCGUCGGUUUUGAUAAAACCGGAUUGUGGCCAUUCAACCGCCACAACUUUAAACUGGAAGACUUCGCAGCGGCCAAGGCGACAGACGUGUUGGAUAACUUCGAAACAGAUCAAGAGAAACCCUUGUGUCCACCUCCCGCUCCUGUUGAGCCGACUCCCGGACAGCAUCCAGUCCCUGCUGAGCCAAGCUCCAAGCAGUCCCUGCUGAGCCCUGUAGAUCCGAUUUCCGGACAGCCUCCUGUUCCUGAUGAACCGAGUGUCGGACAGCGCCCAGACCUUGCUGAGUCAACCUCCAAGCAGACCCUGCUGAGCCCUGUUGAGCCGAUUUCUGGACAACCUCCUGUUCCUGUUGAACCGACCUCCGGGCAGUCCCUGCUGAGCCCUGGUGAGCUGACUCCAGGACGGCAAGGGUUCACAGUUUCUCCGGAAGCUAUCAAGCCGCUUCCAAAAGUGGCUGGGCGGAAAAUUGCUAGCGGACGGCGUCGUCAAAAGGCUACAGAACUUACCUCCGACACCUACCGGAACGCGUUGAAGGCAUCUGAGGCCAACAAAGAAGUCUCAGAGAUCAGGAAGUCGAAGAAACGAUUGGCCAAAGUGACGUCCGAAACCUCCACGAAGAAGAAGAAGCGGGAUGGCAAGGCGGGAAAAGAGAACGUAAACGACUCGUUGUGUGCGAUCUGCGGAGCGGUUUUCAGCAACUUUAACGAUGAUUCUGAAUGGGAGAAGUGCCACACCUGUGCGGAAUGGUUCCACUGCUGCGUGGACAAUUCGUGCCCGACUUGCAACGUUUAAAUUUAAG